AGCCUAGCCUAGUACCGGGCAGAGCCGGAGGGAGUCGCUGUGGGAUGAGCUUGGAGCCGCUGCUCCUAGCUUUCCCUCCCCUCCCCUGAGGCUGACAUUAUUUAUAUACUUGCGGUGUUCUGUCUCUGUUACCCUUUCUUUUUCACUGCCCGCCUCAGCGGCCCGCCCGGAAGCCGCGGGAGGCGGGCGAGAGUGGGGGCCCUCGGGCUCGUGUUGCCGUUUCUAUCUUCCCUUCCCACGUAGCGCCCCGGCUCCUUGGCAACCCCCACUCUUCCGGGCUCUGGGGGACUGCUGCCUUCCUUUGGCACGGCCCCUCUCGGUGUCUACCACACUCACUCACCACCCCCACCCCCCCACCCCGUUCCUUGCUGGAGGGGAGGGGUCGCAGCUGCACAUCCCCCCUUCCUCUUUGUGGAGCUAUUGUACUGUGGGCUGGGGCCCGCUGUGGGGCUCCCGGCAGAUAAGCCUCUGUCGAUAGUGCACGUUGGGGGAGGCAUGCCUCUGCUCUGUCAUCCGUCCGCUUCCCCCCACGAGAAAAUGGGGCGAAGGGGGUGUGAGGGUGGUGGCGGGGCUCGGCCGCGCCGCAGUAGCGAAAGGCUGGAGCUGGGAGAGUUGCUAACGCGCCGGGCUGGGAGCACUGGUUUGCACACGCCACUGCCGCUGUCUGGGACACCCAGAGAGUGUGUGUGUGUGUGUGUGUGUGUGCAUGUGUAUGCGCGCGCUCUGCUCGCGCUUUGCUGGGUUCCUUUGUCUGCUGCUGCUGCCGCCGCCGCCGCUUUCCCCUCCUCCCUCGAUUCCUUCUUUCUCCUCCCUCCUCUCCUUUCUUUCCCCCUCCCUUCUUUCCCCUCUCUCCCAGACUCAAAACGCUGCUGCAGCUGCAGGUUUGUAAAUACUGGACCAACACACACAACAUGGCUGACGCUCGCCCUGCUCCUUCACCAGGCUCUCCUCUUUCUCCCUCUGUCUCCGCCGCUUAGCCUCUCCGCCAUUUAGGCUUUUGUUUCUUCCCCUUCAUCUCCCAUUUAAAAAAAAAAAAAGGAAAAACAAUUCACCCUCCUUAUUGCGCACAUGGCGGGAUUUCAAGGAGUGAUAUAAUUGAAAGUGCUUCUCCUUUAUUUGAGGAAGAACAAAUUGGUGAUUGGAUGGUGGAUUAAUAAAUAGCUGUUGUAUUACAAGAGUAAGAAGGUAUUUUGGGAGUUGGGAAGAACUGGAUUUUCACCCUAGUCUAGCAGCUUUGCUGCUCACUUAAACACAGAUGAAUGAAGACCCCAUUUGGAAAAUCACCAGGUCAGCGGUCCAGAGCUGAUGCAGGUCAUGCAGGAGUCUCUGCAAGCAUGAUGAAGAAAAGAACUUCCCACAAAAAGCAUAGAAACAAUGUUGGACCAAGCAAACCUGUUUCUCAGCCACGAAGAAACAUUGUAGGCUGCAGAAUACAGCAUGGCUGGAAAGAAGGGAGCGGACCUGUAACACAAUGGAAGGGCACAGUUCUUGAUCAAGUUCCUGUAAAUCCCUCUCUCUAUCUUAUAAAGUAUGAUGGAUUUGAUUGUGUGUAUGGACUAGAACUGCACAAAGAUGAAAGAGUUUCAGCACUUGAAGUCCUUCCAGACAGAGUUGCUUCAUCUCGAAUUAGCGAUGCCCACCUGGCAGACACAAUGAUUGGCAAAGCUGUGGAACAUAUGUUUGAGACAGAGGAUGGCUCAAAAGAUGAAUGGAGGGGAAUGGUCUUGGCUCGAGCUCCUAUUAUGAACACAUGGUUUUAUAUUACCUAUGAGAAAGAUCCUGUCUUGUACAUGUACCAACUCUUAGAUGACUAUAAAGAAGGUGACCUUCGCAUUAUGCCUGAUUCCAAUGAUUCACCUCCUGCAGAACGGGAACCAGGUGAAGUUGUGGACAGCCUGGUAGGCAAACAAGUGGAAUAUGCCAAAGAAGAUGGCUCAAAACGGACUGGCAUGGUCAUUCAUCAAGUUGAAGCCAAACCAUCUGUCUAUUUCAUCAAGUUUGAUGAUGAUUUCCAUAUUUAUGUCUACGAUUUGGUGAAGACAUCCUAGACGUCAUCAUGAACUUCUGCCAAAUUUGUGGAACUAUUAAAUGUAAAAUUUGUAGACACAAAGACUUGACUGUUUUUCAGUUAAAUGAAAGCUUAAAUGUCCCUGCGAACCCACAAUCUCUGCCAGCAAAACUGUUUUGUUCUGAAUAAUACAAAUUUAUGUGAACAUGACACAUUUCGCGUAAGAGAACUCCUUUUCUUGAAGGAAUUUGAUAUAUUUGGGUGGGAGGGAGUUAAAAGCAAAGAACAGCUGCAAAUUCAAGCUGUGUGAAGUCAAUCUAGUAUUGUAAUCUAGAUUUUUUCAUAGAUUUUAACUUUUUCUUCAACCUUGCACUCACCUGUUCAACUGCCACAUGCAAGUGUAGUUUGCUAUUUUUGAUAUGCCUUCUUUUGUAACAUUAAAUUUAAUUUCUUGGCUACUGGCAGUCCUUGUUUUCUGGGUUGGGACAGAGGUGACUCUUCUGAAAGGUUUAAACAGUUUGUGCAGCAGUAAGGAGUGCCUAACCCAAGUAACAACAAUCAUCUACUGUGUUUCUACACUUUAUUUCAAAUUAAGCUUUUUAAGAACUUGCAGUACAUGGAAAUACUUGUGCAUUUUUACUAGUCACAGGGCAGUAGGAUAUCAAGUGUUUGACAUGCACCUUUCAGUGAAAAUGCUUUAAACUAUAAAAAUAUAUUUAAUCUGUAUAACCAGUUAAUUAAAAAAUGCAGGUUAAGGGCCUGUGUUUACAAGUUGUAGGAACCAGUAAAAUACACACAACAAAGCUGCCUUUAAUCCUAAAUGUUGUACUCUGUUUUGUUAUAUACAUUUCUUAGCAGAACCGAAGUGCUUGGUGCCACAAGUUUAACAGUAUAUAUGCUACUUAAGAAGACUUUAGACUACACAUUGGCAAUCAGUAGUCUCUCAUUUAAUAUCAGAACCUAGCAACCUGGAUGUUUGUGUGUGGACUUAGAAACCUAAUAGUAGUUAAUCUUUUACAUGGUAAAUACAAUCUUAUGGGGGUGGGGGGUCCUUUUACACUGAAGACCUCCUUUAGAGAAGGAGAAGCAUUUGUUGCCUUCUCAGUCUGCUGUAUUCCUUUGCUUUGUUUUGUUUUGUUUGGGGUUUUGCUAUUGUUUUUAACCAUUUUGGUUCAAGAAGGCAUCUUCUCAAUGUAUUCUUUUUCUGGCUUUUCCAUGUAAGGAGUGUCCAGACAAAUCUACAGUUUAAACCUGUUGUUGCCUUUUGUGGUGUACUUGCUUUGAGGUAUGCUGUCAACAUGAAUUUCAUUCUAUGAACACUAGAGUUCUGCAUGCCAGUGGUGUACUAUCUAAUGGGAGCUAUAGACAGUCUCAGUGGUUCAGUCAUCUGCAUUAGAUUGUGGAUGUAAAUAGCAGCCCACAACAGCAGAAUCCUUUCACAGUUUUAAUCUUGCAAGAUAGUUGUAAAUCAAGGUUAGGGUAUUUGUUGGUUUUUAAGUGUAGCAACUUUUAAAAGCAUCAGAAUUGUAACAAGGAUCAGCAUAGCAACAAAAUUGUCAUGUUAAAGCAGAGCUCUACAAGCUUCAAAGCACUGCUUCACAGAAAUACAGUAUGUGAAGAAUGUGAAUACAGUCAACGCUAUUGAUGGAAAGAAGGAACAUAUAGAUAUCCAACCUUAUGCUGUUAGUGGAAAGAUGCAGGAGAGGUACUGUUAAUCAGAGAUCAGAGGUCUGACCUCUAUUGUGGGUAUUCUUGAUAUCAAAGAUUCAGUGGUUUAAGUCCCUUUCUGUCCAUAUUUUUGGCCUGAUUUCAUAUUUUAGCCUUAAGGCUUGUGCCUCAUUAUGCUGUUAGAUGGUAAUACUGUAUAAAUAUGGUAUCUUAAUUCUUUGUCCCUUGCUACUAUAUUGCAUUAUGUCCUGUAUUUCGUCAUGGACAACCAAAGGCAGGCUAUUGUCUUUCAGUUCACAGCUUCUCAAUCCAGUCUUUAAGCACUAAAUACCUGAGUCAGUAAAUUUUUAUUGUGUUUUGAAUGAAGUGAGCAGAUUUGCAACACAGUGCUUUCAUCCUGCAGAUCUGUUAUGUGCUUUCUAUUGACUCUUAAGAGUCCUGCAUGUAAAUCUCAAAGCUGAGCCUGGCUCCAUGAGCCCAAGUUGAUAUUUGUGGCACAAGAAUAAGUGCAUUGCUUACACACAAAAUACAUGAAUAACUUAGUACAAUGAAUUUUGGGCUUUACAUCUAAGGAAUACAAGGUUUGUUUUGAAAUAUUUGAGGUUUAGGUCUACUGGAACGUUUUUAGCAUUAGGCUUGCAUUUGUGGGUUUUGUGCAAGCCACUCUAAUACACCAUAUAUUUUGCUAAUUAGAAUAUAAUCUAUACACUGUCAAAUUUUAUGGUUGUUUUUAGAUGUCCCCGUUGUCUGUUGCAUGGGUUUUUUUCUUUUCAUCUUUUUUAUUAAGGUUUGGGGGGGGGUGGUUUUGGUUUUGUGGUGGUUUUUUUUUUAAUAGCUUAAACCACCUUUUUGAGACUUGAGACUAAUUCCACUCCCUGCCAUCUGCUUUGGGCUUUAUUUUAGGCUCAUGUUUCAGAUCUGCAUGCAGUGCUUGCAUUACCCUAGUAACUACAUGUUGGUCCCUUGUUCUAGGGGUUCAACAUUACUUUCCAAAUUUAUCAUAGGUCUUGUGAUGGCACAAGCCAUGGAUCUUUGUAUAAAAGUUAUUGGCCUCUCUCAUUUACCUGCUGUAGUAUUGUUGUAUAUUGUGUGUGUGUGCAUGAUGUCAGGCUGCUAUGUAAAACUUUUAAAAAGGAAAAAAAAAAAAACCCUUAAAUGCA
This is a messenger RNA of Harpia harpyja (harpy eagle), 4836 nucleotides long. Its product is annotated as spindlin-Z. Gene Ontology annotation, biological process: gamete generation. The transcript is spliced from 6 exons. NCBI's taxonomy places the organism in Eukaryota, Metazoa, Chordata, Aves, Accipitriformes, Accipitridae. Bases 1260 to 2048 code for a protein of 262 amino acids. The record is from RefSeq and is a predicted model, not a curated record.